GAGCGACAGGGAUGGAAACGAGGGGGUGGCGAAUGGGGAGAGGGAUGGAAGACGGGGGAUGGGUGAGGAGGGAUAUGUAGGAGCGUAAACGCGAAGGGGAUGCUGCAGUGCGAUCGUUUCAUUCCGAACAGGAGUGCGAUGAAUCCUGAUGUUGCGCGGCUGAACCUGAUGACGGAAACGAAGGAGAAUUCGUCCGGUGCUUCGUUGAAUGGGGCGAUGRUUGCGUCGCCGUGCGGGAAGGGUGAGGAUUAUAAGAAGCAUCUGUCGGAGAAUUUGCUUAAUGAGAAUGUGGUGGGCGAGCACACGAGAAUUUUGACGUUUAAGAGUAAGGCUCCGCCGGCGGCGGCUGCGGACAUGGGUUUCGAGAACGCCGUGCUGUACUCCCAGAACGGGUUUUCAACGACGAAAUCCAGGCGCUCGUUUCGGCACAUUCCGCAGGCGCCAGAGAGGAUAUUGGAUGCGCCUGAUCUCCUGGACGAUUACUACCUUAACCUGCUGGAUUGGAGCGGGGACAAUGUAGUGGCGGUGGCACUUGGGGCGGUUGUGUAUCUGUGGGAUGCUGGUACGGGCACGAUAGAGCAGCUGACACAGCCCUUGGCGGCCGAUGAUUACGUGACCAGCGUAUCGUGGGCUUCGGACGGGCGGCACGUCGCCGUCGGGCUCAACAGCACCAAUGUGCAGUUAUGGGAUGCCACGCGAUUGAAGAUGAUCAGGACUAUGGGCGGGCACAGUGCGCGUGUUGGCAGUCUGGCCUGGAACGGGCACUUGCUCAGCAGCGGUGGUCGAGACAACAACAUCAUAAACCAUGAUGUUAGAAUCAGGGAGCACCUAGUGUCCAGGUUUUGUGCGCAUGAACAGGAGGUGUGUGGAUUGAAAUGGUCGCCUUCCGGGCAGCAGCUGGCUAGCGGCGGGAAUGACAAUMUGCUGUACGUGUGGGAUGCGUCGGCCAUCUCCUCUGCUCAGUCCAACGCUUCCAGGUAUUUGCACCGCCUCGAUCAGCACCUUGCGGCCGUCAAGGCAUUAGCUUGGUGUCCUUUCCAGGGCAACCUGCUGGCCUCGGGCGGCGGGACCGCAGAUCGGUGCAUCAAGUUCUGGAACACUCACACUGGCGUGUGCCUGAACAGUAUUGACACUCACUCGCAGGUCUGCGCGCUUCAGUGGUCCAGGCACGAGAAGGAGAUCCUCAGCUCCCAUGGCAGCUCGGAAUGGGUGGCAGGCUGGCAAGAAGUGCAUCGUGUUGGCCGAUCAAAGUCUCUCGGUGUGCCUGAUAUCGUACGUGGGUCGGUGAGACGAGAUGCAGAGGGCAUCUUCCCGCAGCUAUCGCCAUGCAGUCAGUGGCCGUAUGUCCAGUGAAUUCUUGCAAUUCUGAAGAUGCUGCGAGAUCGCUGUCAGGGAGUGUUAUUGCGGAUGGAG
This is a messenger RNA of Chara braunii, 1413 nucleotides long. The record is from the annotation of a GenBank genome assembly. NCBI's taxonomy places the organism in Eukaryota, Viridiplantae, Streptophyta, Charophyceae, Charales, Characeae.